UAUUCCCAGCAUUCUGCGGGCGGGCCGGCCGGUUGGGACUUCGCUUCUGUCUCUGAUCUGAUGAGCCGCCCUUAGGAUGUGGGUACCGCCAUGUUAGAGGGGCGGAGCGCUUCUUUAAAGAGAUGUUAUCGAGGAAGAAAAGUAAAAACGAAGCGUCCAAACCGCCUGAGGUGCAGGGGAAGUACGUGAAGAAGGAGACGUCUCCACUACUAAGGAAUUUAAUGCCUUCAUUUAUUCGCCAUGGGCCAACCAUUCCAAGGCGGAUUGAUGUUUUAGUGGAGCCAGGAACUUCUGUUUAUCCCUCAAUUGAUCUUGUUUCCCGAAACCAAAGUUUUGUGCGAGGUCCAGUCCAAAGGCCUGCACAUGAAAUUGUUAGACGUGAAAGCAGCAGGCCUUCAGGACCUUCCUACAUCAUGCGUAAUCUAUCUGAAGUUCCUAGAGAAUAUGGUGUCUCGUCACAAUCCUUUCUGGCUGAAAUUAAUUCCUCUGAAAAUGGUGAUGCUGUCCAGCCUUCUACCCGUUACUAUUAUCCUGAACCGUAUUAUGAAGAUGGACAAAGACGACGGCAUGUAGCCGAGCGUUUCUGCGACGACUAUAGAUAUUAUGAUCGCAAUCCUGAUCCUUUUCCACGUUUACCACAGGGGCAAAGCAGACUUCCAGUAGGCAUAGGAAGAGUUCCUUCAACGUCUAUGGGAAACCUAACAAAUCAUGGUACUGACGAAUUGCCUCUUCCUCUUGGUUGGUCAGCGGAUUGGACUAUUCGAGGAAGAAAAUACUAUAUAGACCAUAAUACUAACACAACUCAUUGGAGCCAUCCGCUUGAAAGAGAAGGCUUGCCACCUGGAUGGGAGCGAGUGGAAUCACCUGAAUUUGGUGUUUAUUAUGUAGAUCACAUCAACAAGCGAGCCCAGUAUAGGCACCCUUGUGCUCCCAGUGUUCCACGGUAUGACCAGCCUCCACCUCUUGUUCCUCCUGUUACGUACCAACCACGACAAACUGAGCGAAAUCAGCUGGUUCCUGCAAAUCCAUACCACACUGCAGAAAUUCCAGAUUGGCUGAAGGUCUAUGCCAGAGCUCCAGUAAAAUACGAUCACAUUCUGAAGUGGGAGCUCUUUCAACUAGCAGACUUGGACACUUACCAAGGAUUACUGAAACUGCUGUUCAUGAAGGAAUUGGAAAGGAUUGUGAAGUCAUACGAGGCUUAUAGACAAGCACUUUUGACAGAACUAGAAAAUCGCAAGCAAAGACAACAGUGGUAUGCACAGCAUCAUAGCAAGAAUUUUCCAGCAAAUUUCUGACAGCUUAAGUAUUUGAGCACUAGAAAUUGUUUUACUUCAUAAAACAAUUGUUUCUAAAGCAAACUAUCAUGUUUGCUGAAUUUCUACUGAAGAAAACCUUCAGUUUGAAGGAACUUGCCUCGAAAUUUCAACAUUAUGACCAAUGAGUCAGAACGUGCUGCAGUUUAUUACUGUACAUGUUGGCUGAUCUUUUAUCAAGUUCUCCUGGGCAAUAUGUGCCUUAAUGUAAAGUACAAAUAUUGAUCCAGAAGCAACAAUUUUGCAACAGACAUCAAAGUCUGUUUGUAAAGCUUUAAGCAUGGAUUGUUAGCUUUGUUUCACAAAAUAAGCUAAAGCAUCCAACACUAACUCGGUAGGGAAAACACUAAUGUGUCUGUGUUUACAUACAAAGCCAAACUCAAUGGUUUUCUUGUGAACAUUAUUUUCAAUGUUUGAUAUUGCAAUGGCAUUUUAUAUGCCAACUUAGUCAUAGUCAUGACAAAAGCAUAAUCAAUUUGGCAUUCCAACUGUGCUCCAUUUGUUUUUUUUAUUAUUACUUUGGCACCACAUAUUGCAUUAAUUGAAGACACCUUCAGUUGAGUGCAAUGAGACUUCUUGGGCUUGUUUUGCAAGCAGUUUAUUUAAACUGACCAGUCACCAAGUUAAUUCAGAAUUAUCUGUUAAAUAAAUCAGGGAUACAAUAUUUUGACUCUUAUCUAUAAACUGAAGCAUUUUAUACAAACUAUAAUGUUUUGUACAAUAAGCUGAUUAGCAGGAGUGUAUUUUCAUAGAUGCCAUGCUUUAACUAGAUUGAAAUUUUACAUCGUGGUUCCAGCAAUUCAGUAGUAGACAGAUUGCUAUUUAUUUUUAUUUAGUGCAAUAAUAUGUAUAAACUUAAAUUUCAAUAAACUUUUUAUAAGUUUU
Messenger RNA from Rhincodon typus (whale shark), 2201 nucleotides. RefSeq names its product salvador family WW domain containing protein 1 (gene sav1). NCBI's taxonomy places the organism in Eukaryota, Metazoa, Chordata, Chondrichthyes, Orectolobiformes, Rhincodontidae. Gene Ontology annotation, biological process: apoptotic process; regulation of cell population proliferation; hippo signaling. The coding region runs from base 123 to 1298 and encodes 391 amino acids. The transcript has 5 exons. Gene Ontology annotation, molecular function: protein binding; molecular adaptor activity. The record is from RefSeq and is a predicted model, not a curated record.